GUUUCACAGAAGCAUAACCCGCUCAGAGCUGGACAUUGCGCCCUGAGCUCUGUUCUGAAGAGUUUUUUGCUGAGGUGCUCUCCUUGAGGCAAAUAAAAAAUGGUGCUGGCAGAUAUCCCACUUUUUGGCCCUAUCUCGGUGUCAGAGAGUCUCGUGGCCAUUGCAACAAUAUGCACUGUGUAUCUCCUCCUGUGGGUCACUCGUACCAAAAUCCCUGAAGGUCUUCAGCCACUUCCAGGUCCGAAACCUCUCCCUUUGAUUGGAAAUGUGCUGGAAUUGGGACGCAACCCGCAUCUGAGUUUGACGGCCAUGAGCAAGCACUACGGCCCGGUUUUUCAGAUCCAGAUAGGCACACGUCCCGUUGCAGUGCUGGGAGGAAUUGAGGUUGUACGCCAGGCCCUAAUCAAGCAGGGUGAGGAGUUCUCCGGACGUCCUGACCUCUACAGCUUCAGCUUCAUCAAUGAUGGAAAGAGCCUGGCAUUCAGCACUGACCAGGCAGGUGUAUGGCGCACACGUCGCAAGCUGGCCCAGAGUGCUCUGCGCUCGUUUGCUAUAAUCGAGGGUCAGAGUGCUGAGUACUCCUGCUCCCUGGAAGAACACAUCAGCAAAGAGGGUCUGUACCUGAUCGAGAGGCUGCACAAUGUCAUGGAGACCAACGGCGGAUUCGACCCUUUCCGUCACAUCGUGGUGUCCGUCGCCAACGUGAUCUGUGGGAUCUGCUUCGGCCGGCGCUACAACCACGACGACCGCGAGCUAUUGAACCUGGUGAACAUGAGUGACGAGUUCAACCAAGUGGCGGGCAGCGGAAACCCGGCCGACUUCAUUCCCUUCCUGCGCCUCCUUCCCAGCACGUCCAUGAAGAAGUUCGUGGACAUCAACAGGCGCUUUAACGUCUUCAUACAUAAGAUCGUCAGAGAGCAUUACGACACAUACGAUAAGGACAACAUCCGCGAUAUCACAGACUCGCUCAUCGAUCACUGUGAGGACAGGAAGCUGGACGAGAACUCGAAUCUGCAGGUGUCUGAUGAGAAGAUUGUGGGAAUUGUGAACGAUCUCUUUGGAGCCGGUUUCGACACAAUCAGCACGGCUUUGUCCUGGUCUGUUGUGUACCUAGUGGCUUAUCCUGAGAUUCAAGAGAGACUGCAUGAAGAGCUGAAGGAGAAUGUUGGAAUGGACCGUACACCGCACCUGGUGGACAAACCCAACCUGAUAUACCUCGAGGCUUUCAUCCUGGAGAUUUUCCGUCAUUCCUCUUUCCUGCCUUUUACCAUCCCACACUGUACCACGAAAAACACGUCGCUCAAUGGAUACUUCAUCCCUAAAGACACGUGUGUCUUUAUUAACCAGUGGCAAACGAACCACGACCCGGAGCUCUGGAAAGAGCCUUCCUUGUUCAACCCUGACCGUUUCCUCAGCGCUGACGGCACCGAGCUCAACAAGAUGGAAGGCGAGAAGGUCAUGCUUUUCGGCCUGGGCAAACGCCGCUGUGUGGGCGAAGUCAUCGCGCGCUCCGAGGUCUUCCUCUUCCUCGCCAUCCUCAUCCAAAGGUUAAAGUUCAGCAGCAUGCCGGGGCAGAUACCAGACAUGACCCCGGAGUACGGCCUCACCAUGAAGCACAAGCGCUGCCUUUUGCGUUGCACGGCGAGGCCUGGGUUCGAAUCUCCCGGCACGGUGUGAGCGUCUGAAACGAGGCUGUUAAAUUCAGGGAUGUUUAUAAGAACCCCUUGUAUUCCUCUGAUGCUGUGCUCAGUGUAGACACAGAGGAUGUCUUUAGUGCAAUGACAGUCGUCACAAUGCCGUGGCUGACAAUUUCCGACGCUUAUCAGUCAACACAGAUCCACAUAUCCUCAGAAUGUAGUCUUCAAGCUGCCAGAAGAGCAAGACUGUUAAUGUUGUGACAUUCACAUUAUAUCGGUAUAGACACUGUGUUUAUAUCUAGUAUUUUAGUCUGUAUCACCUCAGAGCUGACUCGUGGCUAAUUCCUGGUUGUAGCUCAGGUACCUUGCUGCAGUUGUUAUAAAACAUCAAUCAGAUUAUGUCUGACCUUAUUUUGUUACAAAUCAUGAUCAAACCAUUCAGAUGGCAUGGACAGAGUUAAAAGUAUAUUUUUAGUGCCUUUUCACUUAUCGAAAGCUAUAAUAGUUUGAAAAAAAUUAUGCAUCAUAUUUUUAGGCCAUUUUUUUAAUACUACUGACUGUUUUAUUUCUGCUAUGAUAAAGUAUAUUUUAUCAUGAAGCAUAGCUUUAUUGUUUGACGAUCAACACUGAAGUUUUUUUUCAAAAGGACAUUUAAGCUUCAUCCCAAAAUGUGAUCCAUACAUUCAUGUGCUGUAUUUUUACUGAUAAAUUUCCAAUGUGCCUCAACUUCUGUUCAUACACAAUGCUGAAGUUUUAUAUUGAGAUUAUUUAUCAAGGCCCUCAGAGAUAUUUCUUCCAAUAUAUUUAGAACUGAUAGGCCACUGUUGUUGUUGUUGUUGUUGUUGUUGUUUGUUUGUGUGUGAGUGUGUUUGAGAGAGAGAGACUGUGAGUGUUUAUCGGAAAUAAUGAAGGAAUUGAGUUUUUUUAUAUAUAUAUAUAUAUAUAUAUAUAUAUAUAUAUAUAUAUAUAUAUAUAUAUAUAUAUAUAUAUAUAUAUAUAUAUAUAUAUCUCGGUGUAACUUUCUGAAGUAGAAAAAGAGAUUAAAAUCAUUACGUCAUGUACAUUAUUGCAGUGUACAGUAAUUAUGCCUUUGUUUUUGUAAUCUGCUGUUGCAAUGUUUUGGCACCUUUGUAUUCAUUAUCAAAAUAAAACUAAGAGACCAAAAAAUAACAAA
Molecule: messenger RNA, 2811 nt
Organism: Ictalurus punctatus (channel catfish)
Lineage: Eukaryota; Metazoa; Chordata; Actinopteri; Siluriformes; Ictaluridae
Gene: cyp1a
Product: cytochrome P450 1A1
Exons: 7
Coding region: 100-1677 (525 amino acids)
Biological process (GO): progesterone metabolic process; hormone biosynthetic process
Molecular function (GO): heme binding; steroid 17-alpha-monooxygenase activity; iron ion binding
Source: RefSeq, a predicted model, not a curated record